AUGUAAUUACCUUGCGUAUCCUUGUUAAGGCAUGGAAGUGUGCUUGUUGUGGUAAUUUUUUACAAAAGAUAAUAAAACAAAAUAAAUAUGGCUUUAAACAAAUCUUUGACGGCACGGGUUUUGUUCGGGUGCCUGAAGGAAACACUCUCUAUGAGUUGUUUACCUGCAUCUGCACUUCACACGACAAAUACUUGCGCAAACUCAAACAGGACAUCAGUUGUACGAUGUAACAGACAGAAGUUCGAAAGGAUGUAUCCAGUUCUGCUUGUGCGUCCGGAUGGUUCUACCAUCAACAUCAGAUAUAAAGAACCCAAAAGGAUACUCAUGAUGCCUGUGGAUAUCAAUACGCUUUCAGAGGAGGAGAGGAAAGCCAGACUGCGGAAAAGAGAUCCUAAGAAAGGACCUGCUAAACAAGAGAAGGAUGAAUUUGAAGAUGAUUUCAAAGUGGAUGACUACAGCAAAUUUUGGAAAAAGAAGUAACAGGACUAAAAUCCACGAUACUUAUGGAUGGCUCAUUUCAGUAUAUUUAUACAGUCUCAUAUGUACACAAUCUGUUGCCA
Messenger RNA from Chanos chanos (milkfish), 560 nucleotides. It is a transcript of the gene mrpl55, whose product is annotated as mitochondrial ribosomal protein L55. NCBI's taxonomy places the organism in Eukaryota, Metazoa, Chordata, Actinopteri, Gonorynchiformes, Chanidae. Gene Ontology annotation, cellular component: mitochondrial large ribosomal subunit. The record is from RefSeq and is a predicted model, not a curated record. The transcript is spliced from 3 exons. Gene Ontology annotation, molecular function: structural constituent of ribosome. Gene Ontology annotation, biological process: translation. Bases 88 to 480 code for a protein of 130 amino acids.